AUGUCUGCAGACACACCACGCGUUGUUCCGCUGACUUGCCAUGGACAUUCCCGGCCAGUGACACACUUGAAUUUCUCCUCGAUCGUGGACGACGACCAGUACUAUCUCAUCUCAGCAUGCAAAGUGGCAGAUAACAAUCCGAUGCUGAGAGAUGGCAUGACUGGGGACUGGAUCGGGACUUUCAUUGGCCACAAGGGUGCUGUUUGGACUUCAAGACUCUCUUCCGAUGCUUCAAUCGCAGCAACUGGAUCAGCGGACUUCACCGCGAGAAUCUGGGAUCCUCAGACCGGAGAAUGCUUGAACAUAUUGACCCAUAACCACAUUGUUCGCGCCGUUGCCUUUCCGAUCCAAGUCAACCCACAAUGUGUAGCAACUGGGGCGCAGGAUAAGAAGUUGAAGAUCUUUGACUUGACACGGGGAAGUAGUGCGGCUACUUCUGAUCAGGCCAGCAGUUCAUCACCUAUCACACCAAUAACCGCUUCAGAAGGACAUGAGAUUGGGCCGGGGGAACAUGGGGGCAGCAUCAAAUCGAUCGUCUGGAACGUCGACUACAAUGUUCUGACAACUGCCUGCGACGAUAAGACUCUCCGUUGGUGGGAUCUAAGGACCCAGCGAGUGAUCGCCACUGUCAAAACGGAGCGGGACAUCACUUCGUGCGAGCUGUCUACCAACAAGGCAGAAGACAGCGAUCCGGGCAUCCUGAGCGUGGCAGCAGGACAUUCAUGUUUGUUCUUUGACGCGGGCCGGCCGGGAGAGCUAAUCAAGCAAGUCAAGUUCGAUCAUGAAGUAGCUAGUGUGGCCAUCAAUCCGAGCACUGGACGUUUCGUGACGGGUGGCGGCAAAGAUACUUGGGUUCGAGUGUGGGACUUCGACCAAGAGAAAGAACUGGAAGUCUUGAAAGGCCACCAUGGUCCGAUCUGGUCGGUUUCGUUCUCGCCUGACGGCAAGCUCUAUGCUACCGGAAGUGAAGACGGAACCGUCAAGCUGUGGAAAGCUUGCAAAGAGCCAUAUGGUCUGUGGCGUUGA
Cladophialophora carrionii CBS 160.54 is the source of this 1026-nucleotide messenger RNA. RefSeq lists its product as uncharacterized. Gene Ontology annotation, molecular function: protein binding; RNA binding. Gene Ontology annotation, biological process: spliceosomal snRNP assembly. NCBI's taxonomy places the organism in Eukaryota, Fungi, Ascomycota, Eurotiomycetes, Chaetothyriales, Herpotrichiellaceae. The transcript is spliced from 5 exons. Gene Ontology annotation, cellular component: SMN complex. The record is from RefSeq and is a predicted model, not a curated record. The coding region runs from base 1 to 1026 and encodes 341 amino acids.